Naegleria lovaniensis is the source of this 1056-nucleotide messenger RNA. RefSeq lists its product as uncharacterized. The record is from RefSeq and is a predicted model, not a curated record. Bases 1 to 1056 code for a protein of 351 amino acids. Lineage: Eukaryota; Heterolobosea; Eutetramitea; Acrasida; Naegleriidae. The transcript has a single exon.
AUGAUUUUAUCACAGCCAUUCACCCAUCUGCAUCAUCAUCCUUCUCAAAUUUCAAUUCAUCGAUUCACUCUCGCAAAUUUAUUCAAAUCUAUUUUAGAAUCUCCAAGUGAUGUUCAUGGAUUGUUAUUGGGGCCUAGGUCAUUCGAUCUUUCCAUCUCUGGAUCGACAUGGCCAAUCACAAAUUUUAUUAUUUUUCCUUCCGUGACGGAUGCAGUGGAGGAACUCUCUGCAAAUAUUAAAAUUGAUGAAUCUAAAUAUACAAUCAUUGGAUAUUUCAAGUAUAGAUAUAACACUAGUUUAAAUAGUAUUACAUUGAAUGAAAUGAAUAUACUUUAUUAUAUUUUAAAUAAUAUUGUUCAAAGAGUCGAUGUUGGAAUGAUCUUUGCAUUAUUUACAGAAAGAAUGAUUUCUAAUCAAUCCAUGUUGUUAUUAAAUUCUGAGAAUAUUGACACUGAUCACAUGUCAACAAAUACUACCAUUGAACAUUGUUAUGUUUUUAGAACUGUAAAUUAUUGUAAAACAUUUGAAGAAUUACAAUCCAAUUUAUUACCAAUAGUAUUAUCAAAUCCUAUUCAUGUAAAAAUUGAGAAUUUAAUAAGUACAUCAUCCUCUACUCAAAAUUUGAAAUACAAGUCACUCACUAGUAGUAGUAGUAAUAGUGGUAAUAAUAAUAGCACUAAUAAUACUACUUCUACUUUUAUUUCUACGUCUACUACUACUACUCCUACAGUUAUUACUUCUACUACGACUCGAGAAGAGACUCAUACCAUGUUGGGGGAUACUGUUGUACAUCAUGAUGAAGAAAACAAACCUACCACGACGCCCCCAGAAACAUCAUCUUUUACACUCGUCAUGAAUCAAGUGAAGGAUGAUGAAACAAAGAAGAGUGUUAUUCUUGCCUCUCAAACAAGUGUUCAACAAUUAGAGAAAUAUUUUUCACAAUCAUUGGAUGAGUUGAAACAAUUGACAGAGCAAGUUCAACAAUCUCGAUUCAAGUUAUUGCAAUUAAAAGAGAAGAAAGAGAUCAAAUCAGAUGAAUUGAACACCAUUUUAUAA